Aspergillus tubingensis is the source of this 999-nucleotide messenger RNA. RefSeq names its product SDR family NAD(P)-dependent oxidoreductase. Lineage: Eukaryota; Fungi; Ascomycota; Eurotiomycetes; Eurotiales; Aspergillaceae. The transcript has 3 exons. The coding region runs from base 1 to 999 and encodes 332 amino acids. The record is from RefSeq and is a predicted model, not a curated record. Gene Ontology annotation, molecular function: oxidoreductase activity, acting on the CH-OH group of donors, NAD or NADP as acceptor.
AUGUACCAAAGGAACAUCCUACGCCUUCGUGGCGUAGCCCCCAGGCUUCAGACACAUCACCAUCACCUCCCACACCUCCCCCUCACCACUCAACGAGCAUACUCCCAAUUCACCCCCUCCAACCGCCUCUCCAACCGAACAUGCAUGAUCACAGGCGGAACUUCCGGCAUCGGAUUCGCCAUCGCGGAGCGCUUCCUCCAAGAAGGUGCCUCGCGAGUAAUCCUAGUCGGACGAUCCUACGAACGACUCUACAACGCCGCAUCUCGCCUUCAAAUCGACUCACCAGCCAUCCCCUCCACGGAACCCUCCCAGCUCAUCACAAACCCAGAGAAACACCAGCUCCUCGAAUCCUCGCCCAGAAUCAGCCUCCUAAUCGGCGACAUCGCCGAAGCAGGGUCCUGGACGCGUGAGCUCGAGAAAGCAAUGCAAGCAACAAACCCGGACAUCCUCAUCAACGCCGCCGGCCUCUCCAUCUCCUCCAUCCUCCCUAAAUCCGAACCAACAGAUAUCUCCCGUAUCCUGCGCACGAACCUCGAAGGAGCCCUUCUCACCUCUCGAGCGUUCAUCCGCGCCUCGAUCCGCAAUCGGAUGAAGAAAUCCACCCUCACCACUACCGCCACCACUACCAAUGGAAAUCCAGCAUCAUCCAAAUGCAUAAUCAACAUCUCUUCCCUACUGGCCCACAAAUCCGGAACCGGCGCGGUCCCCUACGCAGCAUCAAAAGCCGGAGUGCUCGGUCUCACGAGAUCGGUCGCUGUUGAAGCGGCGGCGUCGCUGCGUGAUGUGGUGGUUAGAUCGAAUGCUAUUGUGCCGGGGUAUAUUGAGACGCCUAUGAUUUCUGAUUUCUCAGAUGGCGAAACAGCCCGGUUGAGGGAGAGUAUCCCUGUGCGACGAUUCGGGAAACCGGAGGAGGUUGCGGAUGCGGCGGUGUUUUUGGCGCAGAAUGAGUAUGCGAAUAAUUGUUUGUUGAAUUUGGAUGGGGGGUUGAGUGCUAUUUAG